GGCACCCUAGAUAUUUUAAUCAACUUUCAACUGGAUUGGACAUGGUUGGAUUGGCAGCAGACUGGCUGACAUCAGCAGCAAAUACUAAUAUGUUCACCUAUGAAAUUGCUCCAGUGUUUGUACUUUUGGAAUAUGUCACACUAAGGAAAAUGAGAGAGAUGGUUGGCUGGCCAGGGGGCUGUGGCGAUGGGAUAUUUUCACCUGGUGGUGCCAUAUCUAACAUGUAUGCUAUGUUGAUUGCACGUUUCAAGAUGUUCCCAGAAGUUAAAGAAAAAGGAAUGGCAGCUAUUCCCAGGCUGGUUGCCUUCACAUCAGAACAUAGCCACUUUUCUGUGAAGAAAGGAGCUGCAGCCUUGGGUAUUGGUACAGAUAGUGUGAUUUUGAUUAGAUGUGAUGAAAGAGGGAAAAUGAUCCCAUCAGACCUUGAAAGAAGAAUUCUUGAAGCCAAACAAAAAGGAUUUGUUCCUUUCCUGGUGAGUGCCACAGCUGGGACAACAGUGUACGGGGCAUUUGAUCCACUCAUAGCUAUUGCAGACAUCUGCAAGAAAUACAAAAUCUGGAUGCACGUGGAUGGAGCAUGGGGUGGCGGGCUCCUGAUGUCAAGAAAGCACAAAUGGAAGUUAAAUGGUGUUGAAAGGGCCAAUUCAGUGACCUGGAACCCUCACAAGAUGAUGGGCGUCCCGCUGCAGUGUUCAGCCCUGCUAGUAAGAGAAGAGGGAUUGAUGCAGAGUUGCAAUCAGAUGCAUGCUUCCUACCUCUUUCAACAAGACAAGCACUAUGACCUGUCUUACGACACAGGAGACAAGGCUUUGCAAUGUGGACGGCAUGUUGAUGUCUUCAAGCUAUGGCUGAUGUGGAGGGCAAAGGGAACCACAGGAUUUGAAGCACAAAUUGAUAAGUGCUUGGAACUUGCAGAAUACCUGUACAAUAAAAUAAAGAACAGAGAAGGAUAUGAAAUGGUGUUUGAUGGAAAGCCUCAGCACACAAACGUCUGCUUCUGGUAUAUACCUCCCAGCUUGCGCAGCAUGGAAAACAACGAAGAAAGAAUGGGCCGCCUUAUGAAGGUGGCACCAGUGAUAAAAGCCAGGAUGAUGGAGUAUGGCACAACCAUGGUGAGCUAUCAGCCCCUGGGAGACAAAGUGAACUUCUUCCGGAUGGUCAUCUCAAACCCCGCAGCAACUCACCAAGACAUUGAUUUCCUGAUUGAUGAAAUAGAACGCCUAGGACAAGAUUUAUAAUAAUUGGGUGUGAAAAUCUGUUCCUGGACCUCUAAGUAGACAAUUAAGUUGUCACAAACUGUCCGAAUGUAUUUGUAGUUUGUUCCAAAGUACAUCUAUUUCUAUAUUGUGGUGUUGGAGUAGAGUACAGUUUAAAAUCAAGAAACAUGGCUCCUUUAAAGUCCUUUCCUCAGUUUUAGAAUACCUCCUUAAUAAUUAGCUGCACAAAAAGCUGCAUUGAAGCAAAUAAGGAAGAACAGAAGAUACUUAAAAAUUUAUCCCCAAUUUUAACACAGCAACUACUUUAAAUUAAAACCAGUCAGACUGAAUGAUGCCAAAUUUGCCCAAAAUGAUGACAGAAUCAAAUUGGGGGAAGUGGGAGGGGGCGGUGAGAAGCAGAGUAUACAAGCUGUAUGUUUAAAAGUGAAAGUAUUUUGCCUUUUUCGUAGUAUUAGAACAGAAUUUCUAAUUUACCUAUAGCAACAUUUCAAAUGUAUUUAAAUAGGUAUAGUUUUACAAAAGGAAAUAUAUAUAUAUAUAAAAAAAUCCUAUUUUGUAAACUAUAUUUUUAUUUUAUAUGGGUUAUAAAACUGCAAGGACAGAAGCUGAAAAUUAACUGGGAUUCUUUUUCUUUUGAUGGAGGUGCCUCAAAUAUUUAUUACUGCUUAUUUUAAAAUAUAAGCCCACAUACUACAUUCUUAAGAGGUACCAAUACCUCAUUUCUCCAUGUCAUAUGGAUUUUACAUCUCCAGGGUUGAUUACCGAAAAACCUCAAUACUACUGCAGCUCUUAAAACCACUUAAUAAGAUCAAUUACAGUACAACAAUAGGAUGCUAUUAUUCCUAAUGAUGUUUCCCACUUGGCCUAACUAAGCAGACGCACAAUCAAUAUACAG
Messenger RNA from Cariama cristata (Red-legged seriema), 2112 nucleotides. It is a transcript of the gene GAD2, whose product is annotated as glutamate decarboxylase 2 (pancreatic islets and brain, 65kDa). The annotation marks the transcript as partial. Gene Ontology annotation, biological process: GABA shunt. Gene Ontology annotation, molecular function: glutamate decarboxylase activity; pyridoxal phosphate binding. Lineage: Eukaryota; Metazoa; Chordata; Aves; Cariamiformes; Cariamidae. Gene Ontology annotation, cellular component: cytoplasm. The record is from RefSeq and is a predicted model, not a curated record. The transcript has 12 exons.